Molecule: messenger RNA, 2109 nt
Organism: Bursaphelenchus okinawaensis
Lineage: Eukaryota; Metazoa; Nematoda; Chromadorea; Rhabditida; Aphelenchoididae
Source: the annotation of a GenBank genome assembly
AUGUCCGUUGGUCAGACUACCGCUCCGGCACCGGCAGUUACGAAAGAUGCCAACUUCAAAGACAAGGACAAGCCCAGUUCUGUGCGUCAGAGCAACAUUGUUGCGGCCAAAGCUGUUUCUGAUGCAGUUCGGACAAGUUUGGGACCACGGGGAAUGGACAAGAUGAUCCAGGCUGGAAAUGGGGAAGUCACCAUCACUAAUGACGGUGCGACCAUCUUGGCUCAAAUGGCUGUCAUUCACCCUACUGCUAAAAUGGUAUGUUUAGAUUAAUGUUUUUGUGAUUUUAGAUAGUAAAUCAGCUACUUUUGGAGGGAUUUACGUUAUGAUCUAUUUUCUUCAUGUUUAAAAACCAAAGAUACUUGUAAAAUGGAAAAAUUUAAAGGAGUAACUGUUGAAAUACCGCUUUUCAGUUGGUUGAGUUGUCCAAAGCUCAAGAUAUUGAAGCUGGAGAUGGCACCACUACUGUUGUUGUUAUGGCUGGUGCUUUUUUGGACGCUGCUGAGAAGUUGUUGAACAAGGGAAUUCAUCCUACCAGAAUUUCGGACUCUUUCCAACGUGCUGCUGUCAAGGCCGAGCAAAUUUUGGAAAGAAUGUCGUAUCCUUUGGACAUUUCGAACGAUGAAGAGCUCAUCAAGUUGGCUACUACAAGUUUGAACUCAAAGGUUGUGUCUCAACAUUCAUGGUUGUUGGCUCCAAUGGCAGUCCAAGCCAUCAAGAAGAUCGUCGACGUUCAGGCUGAUGACAAUGCCAACUUGAACAUGAUCAAGAUUGUGAAGAAGCUAGGAGAAACUGUUGAAGAAUCAGAACUGAUCGAAGGUGCCUUGAUUGAGCAAAGAAGUAUGGGUCACGGAGGUCCAACCAGAGUUGAAAAGGCUAAGAUUGGUCUUAUUCAGUUCCAGGUUUCACCGCCAAAGACUAACGUGAGUUUUUAACAUUAUUUUGUGAAUUUUCUUUUAUGUUUUAAAGUUAUCAAAAUAUUUGUGAAAAAGUAGCAUUUUUCAUUAUGUGGCUUAUAAUUUUUGCAUUUCAGAUGGAGAACCAAGUGGUGAUUACGGAUUACGCACAAAUGGACAGAGCUUUGAAGGAAGAACGUGCUUACAUCUUGGAUAUCUGCAAGCAAAUCAAGAAGGCCGGAUGUAACGUUGUUCUCAUUCAAAAGUCGAUCUUGAGGUAGGGAGUGAACGACAUAUUUACAAUAUUAAUGCAUUAUUUUGUAAAUUUUUAACUUUUAUUUACUUUUUUUUUAAAUUGUUUAUUUUUAGAGAGGCUGUGUCAGAAACUGCGUUGCAUUACUUUGCCAAGAUGAAGAUCAUGGUAAUCAAAGAUAUCGAGAGAGAAGACAUCCAAUUCUACUCCAGAAUUCUCGGUUGUCGUCCAAUUGCUUCCAUCGAUCACUUCAACGCUGAAUCUUUGGGCUCUGCUGAUUUGGUUGAAGAGAUCACGACUUCUGGAUCCGAGAAGGUGGUCAAAGUUACUGGACUUCAUUCCACUGGUAAAGCCGUGUCAAUCUUGUUGAGAGGAUCAAACAAGUUGGUAUUGGACGAGGCCGAUCGUUCUCUCCACGAUGCUUUGUGCGUAUUGAGAUGUUUAGUUAAGAAGCGAGCUUUGUUGCCUGGUGGAGGCGCUCCAGAGAUGGAAGUUGCUGUUAAUUUGAGAAAGGAAGCCGAAACCAAGGAAGGAGCUGAACAAUACUGCUGGAAGGUAAGUUGAUUUUGAAGUUUACGGUAUUAAGUUAAUUUUUUUUUGAAAACACAAAUUUUAUUCAUAUAACAGUAAAUAAAAAGACUAAUGCUAUUUUGUAGGCGUUUGCCGACGCAUUGGAAGUCAUUCCAUACACAUUGGCCGAGAACGCUGGAUUAUCUCCCAUCACUACAGUUACCGAAUUACGGAAACAACACGCCGAUGGCAACAAGGACUAUGGAGUAAAUGUGAGGAAGGGCUUCGUUACCGACAUCAAGGAGGAGAAUGUGCUCCAGCCCCUGCUGGUCACACAAUAUGCCAUCAAACAAGCCGCCGAAUGCGUGAGAAGCAUCCUCAAGAUCGACGAUAUUGUAAGUUAUACCCAUUUUAUUUUUAUAUUUACAUUUUUAGGUAUUGGCGAUCCGCUAA